Molecule: messenger RNA, 1579 nt
Organism: Jatropha curcas
Lineage: Eukaryota; Viridiplantae; Streptophyta; Magnoliopsida; Malpighiales; Euphorbiaceae
Product: transcription factor TCP5
Cellular component (GO): nucleus
Molecular function (GO): DNA-binding transcription factor activity; sequence-specific DNA binding
Source: RefSeq, a predicted model, not a curated record
UCAAAUUGGAAUUACUUGAAAAGGAUUAAAUUAUUCUUCAUUCUCAAACAAUAUAUAUCAUUUAAAUUGAAGACUAAAACAUAAGUAGGACUUUCAAGAGGCUAAUGCCUUUUCUAGCGACUACUGCUGUUCUUCUUCCUCAGCUAACCUAAACGCUCAAGAAGCAAAAUUCAUCAUUUCCAAGAAUCCAACGGUUCAGUGCAGACCUUGCAACUCAAUAAUGGUAGAAGCACUCAUUAGAAGAUGACUACAAAGCAAGAAGGAGAUGGCAAUGAGAACAAAUUCCCAAACGCAGCAGCAUCCAGUUCAAGAGAAUGGUCAGCAUUUAGGAAUCCGAGAAUUGUACGGGUUUCGCGUUCUUUUGGAGGAAAAGAUAGGCAUAGCAAAGUUUGCACAAUAAGAGGAUUAAGAGACAGAAGAAUUCGGCUUUCUGUACCAACAGCAAUUCAACUGUAUGAUCUACAAGAUAGGCUCGGGUUGAGCCAACCCAGCAAGGUAAUUGACUGGUUAAUUGAUGCUACUAAAAAUGAUAUUGAUAAACUUCCUCCUCUUCAUUUGCCUCAAGGAUUUGGUUAUCAAUUUCAUCAACAAAUGCUACUUUCUAAUGGAUCAACCAAUAACAAUAAUAAUGAUAAUCAUGGCAAUCAAGAUCAAGAUUCAACCGCAAAGUUCAAGUAUUGGGAGGCUGAAGCUUCAUUGAAAAAUAUUGCUCAUCAAGAGAAAGGAAAGUGGAUCAGAACUAAUGAUCAAGAUGGUGGGUUUAAUUGCAAUUCAGCUCAAAACUUGUUUCCUUUAACAAGUAAUCAUUCUUCUUUACCCAAUUUGCUAAGCAAUCCUUUGCCUUACUAUCAUUGGGAUGCUUCAAAUUUAUCUUUAUCUCAAUUUGGUCCUCAUCAUGGAUUUCUUCCUCAAUCUUCAUCAGAAACUUCCCUAAAUAGCAAUACUAAUAAUAAUCCUACGGUUCCAUUGCCAUCAUCACUAGCUUUCUCUUCUAAUAAUGCUCCUACUUCUCAUCAAUUCUUUUUCUGUCCGCCCGCGACAAUGUCUUCCCUAUUUCCACAAUAUCCUCCUUAUUCUAUUACUCCAUUGGAGAAUGAAUGGAGGGACAUUAAUCACUUCCAGUUAUUAAACCCUUCUGGUUCACAACAUAUGGCUCUCCCUACUUCUCGCGGUAUAAGCUCGCCAAAGAAGAACUUCUCAUUGAAUGUAAAUCAUGGGUUUGCUCAUGCUUAUAGUACUAAUAAUAAUGAAAGGCAAUCAGUUGAUAAAGAUUCAUAAUAUCUUUCAUAUCGAUAUCGUUUCGUGUUUAAUAAGUUCAAGUGAUGUCUCUUUUGAUUCGAAUGCCUCAUCAUUUAUAUGCAAUGAUCAACUGGGGAGUACUCAAGAUGCUUGUCGAUCGAUCACCAUGAAUUGUUUGCUUCUAAUACAAGUAAGAUACUGGAUAAUUCUCCUGUGUUGGCUUUUAAUUUGUUUAUAUAGAUAAUUUUAUCUGCAGACAGUUAUGUCGAUCAAGGUAAAGUUUGUAAUUGCAAUUUCAGAUUUUCUAAUUAAUCAAGUUUCUUAUACUUAUAUUACUAAA